AUGAGUCUCAUCGAUACCCACCACCACUUUGUCCCCGAGUUUUAUGCUCAAGGUAUGGUACAAAACUCCCGUCCCGACAAAUGGAUGAUUCUAAACACGUUUGUUUUCACAGCUGUCGAGGAGGCCGGAGGUGACCCUUCUGGCUGGCCGACACCUUCCUGGUCAUCCGAGGGCGACAUUGCGUUCAUGGAAAAAAUCGGCGUGACCAAGGCUAUAUUGUCACUAACCGCUCCUGGCGCAGUCAUCGCCCCAACGACUGAGAAGAGGAGGGCAUUAGCCCGCGAAGCCAACGAAUUCGCUGCGACCAAGCGCGAUGAAAAUCCUCAGAGAUGGGGCUUUUUUGCAGCCUUGCCUUGCCUUCUCGAUACCGAGGGCGCUCUGGCGGAGAUACAAUACGCCCUUGAUGUAUUGAAGGCCGAAGGUGUCACUUUGUUCACAAGAUACGGCUCUGGAAAUCAAUACCUUGGCAGCCCUGAGUUCAAGUCUAUCUGGGAGGAAUUGAAUUCCAGAAAGGCUGUAGUCUUUAUUCACCCUACUCAUCCCGCUGAUACGACUCGAGUCAACCCAUUCCUGCCACAACCAGCGAUUGAUUAUCCCCAUGAGACCACGAGAACUGCUGUCGACAUAAUCAUCACGAACACAAAGAGAAGCUAUCCAGAUUGCAAAGUGAUUCUCUCGCACGCUGGAGGUACCCUGCCCUUCUUGAUUACGCGUAUUAGUACGGUGUCUAAGGAAGCCGCUGCAACCGCCCGCAUUUACGGGAAAACCUCGGAGGAAAUCAUGGAAGACUUCCGGUCGUUCUACUUUGACUUGGCUCUAUCCAGUUCGGAGGCCGUGCUCAGAUUGGUCCUCGACGUUGUUCCCCAUGAUCAUCUUCUCUAUGGUUCUGACUAUCCCUACGCGUCCCCCGACAAAUCACUUGGCUUCAAGCAAGUUCUAGACGGUUUCCCCCUUGACCAGGAGCUACGGGAUAAGAUCUACUUUGGAAAUGCGAACAAACUUUUUGGAAAGCCAUAG
Molecule: messenger RNA, 1017 nt
Organism: Penicillium cataractarum
Lineage: Eukaryota; Fungi; Ascomycota; Eurotiomycetes; Eurotiales; Aspergillaceae
Product: amidohydrolase family protein
Exons: 2
Coding region: 1-1017 (338 amino acids)
Biological process (GO): secondary metabolic process
Cellular component (GO): cytoplasm; cytosol
Molecular function (GO): hydrolase activity; carboxy-lyase activity
Source: RefSeq, a predicted model, not a curated record